Molecule: messenger RNA, 3347 nt
Organism: Melanotaenia boesemani (Boeseman's rainbowfish)
Lineage: Eukaryota; Metazoa; Chordata; Actinopteri; Atheriniformes; Melanotaeniidae
Gene: klhl22
Product: kelch-like family member 22
Exons: 7
Coding region: 483-2411 (642 amino acids)
Biological process (GO): positive regulation of TORC1 signaling; proteasome-mediated ubiquitin-dependent protein catabolic process; protein monoubiquitination
Cellular component (GO): cytosol; polar microtubule; Cul3-RING ubiquitin ligase complex
Molecular function (GO): protein binding
Source: RefSeq, a predicted model, not a curated record
UAAACAAGAGUUGUUUUUGACCUGCCGAAACAAUCAAAAGGCUCUGCUAACUACACCGGACUAGGGAUUUCGAUUCUUUUUGACCAAGCUGUUGAGCGGGUUUGACUUGAUGAAUACGACGACAUUCCUUUGCUAUGUUUUGUGUUUUUAAUGGUCUUGCUUGAUUGCGUUACAUCAGCCAAGAGGCUAACCAGCCUUUAGCUUGCAUAACAUUUGACAUUAACUGACCCCUUGGCAGCGGAGUAACAACUAGCAGUGGGUUAAUAGUAGGAAAUAUAUACGUAAGAAUACACUUUCAAAGCUAUAAUGGGUGGAAGGCAUGCCAUUAAUCUGUAAUGUCACACUGACUAUGCACUUACGAAACGACCAGUCUUUAGUUGUUAGCUGCUGGGCUCAUACUUCCUCUCUUUAUUAUUCUGCGUUCCGCUGUGACUUAACUCCGACAAAAGAAGAAGACUUUGAAUAAUGUUGGCGCUAGACAUAUGAAAACAAUGAGACCUGAACGCCACUGCCUUGACAUGGCUGAGGAUGGAGCGCUGAGUCCAACGGGAGGACGUGCUGAAUCAUCAUCAGGCCGUUCUGGUCGACAAAUCUUCAGAAGUUCAGCCCAUUUCCGCAGCCUGCUGGACGGCCUGCUCUCUCUCAGACAGGGAGACAUCCUGUAUGAUGUUGAGCUGGUGGUGGAGGGUCGACCUCUCCGGGCCCACCGUGUACUUCUGGCAGCCUCUUGUGAUUAUUUCAGGGGGAUGUUUACUGGAGGUCUCCGGGAGGUGCAGCAAAAGGAGAUUCCAAUCCAUGGAGUGUCCUACAUUGCCAUGAAAAAAGUACUUGACUACAUCUACACAUCAGAGAUCGAGUUAGACAUGGAGUGUGUUCAGGAAGUCCUGACAGCUGCCACGUUAAUACAGCUUGAAAAUGUCAUCAGCUUCUGCUGCGACUUCCUGUUCUCCUGGCUGGACGAGAGCAACAUUUUAGAGGUGCAUCACAUUGCCGAUCUCUACGGACUGGAGCAGCUUAAAGCCAGAGUCCACUGCUUCAUCCUCAGGAAUAUCCAGACUUUGUCUCAAACAGAUGAGUAUCGACAACUCCCACAAGAUGUAGUCUUCAGAGCGCUAAACAGUGAUGAGCUCCAGGUGACCAGUGAGAAUGAGGUGUACGAGGCCGCUCUCCACUAUCACUACAGUCCAGAGGAGGUGGAAACUGACCAGGUGUACUUGCAGGUCAGUCUAAAGGAAAAUCUAAAGAUGCUCCAAGCUGUACGUUUCUGCCUGAUUGAGAAGCAAGUGCUGCAGAGACUGCACAGCAGACUGGAUCAGUGUCCACUGAAAGACUCAGUUUCAGCUGCGCUUCGGUACCACGAGCAGGAGGUGUUGCAGCCCGUCCUGCAGAGUCCUCUCACACAGCCGCGGUCCACCUUCCACUGCAUCCUGGGCUUCGGCGGGAUGUUCAGCUCCAGCACCCUUGCAGAAAGCGAGCACCUGUUUCAGGUGUACCUCCCGAGCUGGGGGGAGUGGAGGACUCUCACUGCAGCUCAUGCUCCUCGAAUGUCCAAUCAGGGCGUUGCUGUGCUCAACAACUUUGUUUAUCUUAUCGGGGGCGAUAAGAACACCAGUGGAUUUCGUGCAGAGAACCGUUGCUGGAGAUACGACCCUCGUCAUAACAGCUGGUGCUCCAUCCAGCCUAUGCAGCAGCAGCAUGCUGACCACUGUGUCUGUGUGGCGGGCGGCUAUAUCUACGCCAUCGCAGGGCGAGACUACAGCAGCGAGCUGGACUCAGUGGAGCGCUACGACCCACACACCAACAUGUGGGAAUUUGUAUCACCUUUGAGGAGAGAAGUGUAUGCCCAUGCUGGAGCAGUGGUAGAUGGGAAGAUUUAUAUAACAUGUGGGCGUCGAGGAAUGGCAUACCUCAGAGAGACCUACUGUUUUGAUCUUGCAGCCAAUGCGUGGACAGCAUGUGCAGAAGGACCAGUGGAGCGAGCGUGGCAUGGCAUGGCUGCUGUUAACAGACGUGUGUAUGUUAUUGGCGGAAGUAAUGAUGAGCGUGGAUAUCGGCGUGAUGUCCUAAAGGUGGCUUGCUUUGACCCUGGAACCAACUCUUGGUCUUUAAUGACCCCCCUCCCCGCUGGACAUGGAGAGCCUGGUGUUGCUGUGCUGAACAAUCGCAUCUAUAUACUGGGUGGGCGCUCACAUAACAAAGGCAACAGGAUGAAUUAUGUUCACGUGUACAACCCUGACACAGGCGAGUGGGAAAAGGACACUGAAUUUAAAGAGCGCGUCUCUGGCCUGGCAGCCUGCGUGGCACUCAUGCCCCCUGCUGUGAUCGCUCAGGCCAGAAACUGGGAGCAGCGCACCAAGGCUUCAUGGGAAGAUGUGGACAGAGACAGCUCAGAGGACUCUAUUGAGGACUGAAGCAGCUAUGUUGAACUAAAUCCCCCAACUCUCAUGCACUUUUCUUAUUGUAACAUAUGUUGUGACUGUGCUCGUGGCCACAUUGUUCCCUUUAUUUUUCGUUUGCAUGUUGACCACUUUGAGUGCCUCCAUACUAAAGUGUCUUUUAAGAUCUUUGCACAUGUUUUGUCGGUUUCUCAGAUUUAAGAACUUGCACAAAUGUUCUACCUUCAUUCUUUCUAUUUUUACCUGAAUUCUGAUGGCUAUGCAAAACUGUGGACUACGUUCAGCUGCAGAGAUUUAUUAUUACAGGACUUUUGGAAAAUGGACCUUCUAAUACUGGUUUUAGAUGAGUUUUUGACAGGCAGCUGCUGUUGUUUCAUAGUUUGCUACUUCAAAGUUAUUUCCAGGAUCUAAUAAUCAUAAAAACCAGACUACUUUGGGGUAUCUACACAAAUGUUUCAUUAUGUGUGUAAUCAUCACAUUUCAAUGUUUAAUUGUGGGCCUAAUCCUCAGCCUCUUUCUUCUCUGUUAUUGGAGCAGAUUGAGAUGAGCCUUAGAUUUAAUAUAGUAUUUACUGUAUGUUUAUAACUUGAGUGAUGAGAAGGUGGUGCCAAUGGGUGGAGAUCUCACCUUAUUUUAUGUUGCCAUGCCCAUUAAUUUCAUGCAAACCAAGCCCCUCUUUUUGUGUGUCUUUUGAUUCAUUUUGUAUACAGUACAACUGUAAAUCUAAAUGAAUUUCUGUUGACAGAAUCGGGCCGUACUUCUUUCUUCUGUGUUUUCUUAAUGACAUUUAAUAGAGGCAGAAAGUAGGACAGAUGACACCUCUGCCCUUAUGCAUCUACUCAUGAAAUAUAUUUUUCAUUCUUAAUAUUAUGUUUAGGUUUUUUUUAACCAGUGAGCAUGGGGCGUGCAAGUAUCCAAAUCUUCAUAAUUAAAUAAAUGAAUAUAAUUUUU